Messenger RNA from Ceraceosorus bombacis, 2556 nucleotides. The record is from the annotation of a GenBank genome assembly. Lineage: Eukaryota; Fungi; Basidiomycota; Exobasidiomycetes; Ceraceosorales; Ceraceosoraceae.
AUGAGCGACACUGCCAGCAUUCCUCGCCCGGAGUACCCUAGACCGGACAGGGUUCGUCCAGAUUACCCGCACAAAGUCUUGAAUGGCACGUGGGCCUUUGCCUUUGACGAGGAGGAUCGAGGCAUUGAUGAGCGCUGGAAUAGAGGAGGUGCGCAAGGAGCUGUCCAUCCCGCUUUGGACAAGCAGAUCAUUGUUCCUUUUGCUCAUCAGACCCCAGCUUCGGGUUUGAACGAUGAGAGAGCAUGCGGAGUGGUGUGGUACGCUCGUCAAUUUUCUAUGCUGCAGCUCUUGGUGCAAGAGGCGAUACGGGAUGAAGAGAGGGUGCUGCUGCAUUUCGGAGCGGUGGAUUACGAGACGAAAGUGUGGGUGGAGGGAGAGUUGGUGGUGGAGCAUCGAGGUGGACAUGUUCCCUUUCACGCCGACAUAACCGACGUGCUUCAAGCUGCCAGGGAUGCCAACAAGACGCACGCCUCUGUUACAGUGAGGGCUCGCGACGCGCCACACGACCUUACCCAGCCUCGUGGCAAGCAGUACUGGCGCGCUCAGCCAGAAAGCAUCUUUUACCAUCCUACCACCGGUGAGCCAGCCAGCCAGCCAAAUGAACAGAGCUUGUCUCGUAACAGUCAACAUCAUGACUCAUCACCGCAUCUCUCCUUCUCAUCGACCGCAGGUAUCUGGCAAAGCGUCUGGGUGGAACGUGUUCCUCGAGCCCGCAUCGAGCAUUUCACGCUGGUGCCAGACAUCGAUACGGGCACUCUGAGCGUUCGAGCCGAGACGUUGGGUCUGCACAAAGGUUUGGAAGGGCAGCUCGAAGUGGAAGUUUCGCUGUUGGGCACGACCAUCAGCGCUUCGACAGUGACUGUCGGCUCGAGCACAUCUGAAGCUUUGGCGGUGAUCAGCGUCCGCAUUCCAGCUUCUUCACCUCCCGAAAAGGCUCGCACAAAUUUGAGCGGACCUUUGACCUUUCCGCCCGAGGUGCAUCGACUUGCUUGGACGAAUGGCUUGGCCUUGUGGAGCCCAGAGACACCGACGCUGUACGAUGUUACGCUCAGGCUAAGAACCAAGACCGAUUCGGUCGUGUUGGAUACCGUACGGACCUAUGCUGGAAUGCGAAAGGUCAGCGUGAUCAAUGGACGCUUCUGCUUGAACAACAAGCCUUACUUUAUGGCUUUGGUGAGCACUGCAGAAGAGCUCGCAAUCUGUACGGACUGCUCACUCGAAGAGAUCACAUGCUUUUCGAUCUCCCCCUUCUGCAGAACCUUGACCAGGUGAGCGUACAUCAGGGAGCGCCAGUCCCACGAAACCGGCUGACUGACGGUGCUCACCUCUUGCGUAGGGCUACUGGCCUGACAGCGGUCUGACUCCGCCGACGGCUGAAGCGCUCAAGGUGCGUAGCAAUGUUACUCUCGAGCAGGGAAACUCGGCUCACCGGCAGACAACCUGAACCUUUAUCAGGUGGAUAUCGAGAAGAUGAAGUCGAUCGGGAUGAAGUGAGUGUUGUUUCUAGACUAGCCAGCAUCGCGAUCUUGCUGAUCAUGACGUCUAUUCGCCAGCGGCGCUCGAAAGCACCAGAAGGUGGAAGAUCCCGUAAGCACCUUCGUCUCACCUCGCACGCGAAGAUCGUUGAGGCUUACGUGAUGAAUUUUGAUUUAAAGUACUAUCACUACUGGGCAGACCAGCUUGGCUACCUGGUGUGGGGUGAAGCGGCAAACGCUUACGACUACUCUUCCACCUACUCGUUGCGCUUCAUAGAAGAGUUUACCGCCAGCAUCAGGCGGGAUAUCAACCAUCCUAGCGUAGUGGUGUGGACUCCGAUCAACGAGUCUUGGGGCGUGCCGGAGCUGCAAACGUCUGAGACGCAUCGCAGCCAUAUCGCCGCACUAUACCACCACAUCAAGUCCAUCGACCCUUCCAGACUGAUCUCGGACAAUGAUGGUUGGGAACACGUCACCACCGACCUGUUCACCUUUCACGACUACGCAGAGUAUGCCGCUCUGAAAAAAACGUGCGCAAGCUUGGACACGGUGUUGGGGCCCAAAGCUGGCAGACCUGGGUUUGUGGGGAGCGAAAACAAGUAUUCGGGGCAACCGCUGAUACUGAGCGAGUUUGGCGGGGUUGCCAUCAAUCUCAGCAAGAGCAACGAGGUAUGUCGGGGGGCGGCGCUGUUGUAUUUGGAUGCGUGAGCUUAUUGACGAGUCGUGGAAUCUCCUGACUCUUAUGCCGGCGCAGAAUGCGUGGGGCUAUAAUGAGGCUACAUCGGAAGAGGAUCUGCUGGCGAGAUUGGAAGGGCUCGUCAGCGCCGUAGUCGACUCGCCGCUACAUAUCGACGGCUACGUGUACACGCAGACGGCAGAUAUCGAGACGGAGGUGAGUCGUUGCGACCAAGGACCGCGAUAUGGGUGCCGAUUCGUAAUGCUCAAUGAAUGGCCUCUGCUCUGCGCAAUUUCCGUGAAGGUCAAUGGUCUGCUCACCCCUCGACGCGAGUGGAAGGUGGACGCGGCAAAGCUGAAGGCUAUCUUUUCGCGUCGUCCAGAUCCUGCAAAGGUGGCUUGUUGA